AUGUCUAAUGAUCCCUCCACCACCACCUCCUCCAUUGCUGGCGACACCACCAAGGCAACCACAGACGACAACAUCAGCCCUGCCACCACCAUCCCAGAAGACACCACCACCCUAACCACAACCGCCGACAGCAAAGCCUCAACCUCAUUAGACUCAUCCACAACCUCCUCCAAAUCCCAAGCUGCAGCAUUCCAAUCCCUCUCCACCAUCCUCCCCUCCUUCUCCCCCACUUCCCACACCACCGCCCGCUCCCUCCUCCACGACCCCCACACAUCCUCCGCAAUCUCCUCCCUCCUCAAACAACCCGACUCCGGCGCCGGCGACAACAACCUCUGCCGCUGGCUCUACGACACCUUCCAGUCCUCUGAUCCCGACCUCCAGCUCCUCGUCCUCCGCUUCCUCCCCCUCGUCGCCGGCCUCUACCUCUCCCGUGUCCCCCUCCGCAUCCCCCUCGCCGGAUUCGAGGCCGUCCUCUUGGCCCUCUACGCUCACGAGACCACUGCCCGCGGCGGUCAGUCCGUUACCGUCAGCGUCCCUGACUUGUCCCACACCAGCCUCUACCACGAAACCAAGUCCGCCGCUGUGAAGAGCAAUGCCACCGGGCUCAACCUCGCCGUUAUAUCACCCAGCUUGGAGCCUCACGGCACCAUCAGAUCCACCCGUAGGGCCAGGAUAGUCGGGGUUGCGUUGGAACUGUACUACACUAAAAUAUAUGAAAUGCCGGUCGAGUCCAAGAUGGAUUUCUGCGAGUUCUGCAUGGUUUGGGCCGGUCAAGACGGAGAAAUGUACAAACAGGUGGUGGAGAAGAGCAGUGGAAACAACACAAUCGAAGCGAAUAAGGAGCAGCAGAAGGAGGAGGAGAAGGAAGAGAGUAGUGCGAGGAAUAGUAAUAAUAAGGAAGGGAUGAGGAGAGUUCCCUUGCCAUGCGAACUGAUGCAACCAGUUUUGAGGAUUUUAGGGCACUGCCUCUUGUGCCCUAAUCAGAACAAGAAGCUGACAGACAAGGCGAGUGAAGCGUGUAGAAGUUUAUAUGCGAGGUCCAUGCAUGAUGUCAAUCCCAAGGCUAUUCUGGCUACUGGGAGUUUGCUCAGGCUAGCCAACAUGGCUUUUGACUCUCCCAAUCAAGACGGUUUUGAUCCAACUGAGCUUCCCAAAUCUAGUGUCAUCACUCUGUAG
This is a messenger RNA of Argentina anserina (silverweed cinquefoil), 1176 nucleotides long. RefSeq lists its product as uncharacterized. Gene Ontology annotation, biological process: phosphatidylinositol phosphate biosynthetic process; protein localization to plasma membrane. Gene Ontology annotation, cellular component: plasma membrane. The coding region runs from base 1 to 1176 and encodes 391 amino acids. The record is from RefSeq and is a predicted model, not a curated record. The transcript has a single exon. Lineage: Eukaryota; Viridiplantae; Streptophyta; Magnoliopsida; Rosales; Rosaceae.